Messenger RNA from Rotaria sordida, 2712 nucleotides. The record is from the annotation of a GenBank genome assembly. Lineage: Eukaryota; Metazoa; Rotifera; Eurotatoria; Philodinida; Philodinidae.
AUGCAAAAAAUACAAUCAAACAAACAAACAACUGAUAUUAAUAAUUCUUCGAAACCGACAACAAUAAAUCCAAAUAAACGUAAAAGAGAUGUUUCAUCACAAGAUUUAAAACUGAAUUCAACAUUAGUACGAUCUACAAAUACUAGUCAACCAUUAUCGAAGAAAAUAAAGGAAAAAAAUAAAACAACAACUAAUUCUUCAAUGCAAAACGAUAACAAUACUAACAAAAGGAAAUAUCGACGACCCAUGUAUUUAAAACGAUUAUUACCAAGAUUUUUUAAACGAAUAAGUAAAAUUUUAAACUAUUCAUUGAAGGACAAAGUUACGCGAGAUUUUCUCAUUGCACGACUUGAAUUAUUGGACGAACAAUAUUGUUUAACAGUUGAUCAACAAUUAUGGCAAUCCUAUGUAAAUAUUGGUAUAGAACAUCAAAUAUGGCCAAAUCAACUCUAUAACAUGGCAAAGACUACUGAUUUUGAACUAUGUCAGCAAUAUGUUAUCAAGUAUAUCAAAGAUAUUGAACAUGAACAUAAUCUAUGUCAAAUGAAACUAAGAGAACAAUCUCAAUUAUGUUCAAUAACAACAUUACCAUUAGAUCGAAUCGAUUCACACAUGAAAAAAAUUGUUCAAAAUGAACGACAUUAUCUAUCAUUAAGAAAUAAUGAACAAUUAUCCAAAUUCAAAGAUGAUCUUCAUGAACAACAAUUAUUUGAAACUAUAAGUCAAUAUCGUUUAACAUUCGAUCAAAAUGAAUAUCUGAAUCAAUUAAUGUCUAUACGAAACGAACAAGGAAAAAUUUGGGAAGAAUAUCUUGUACUACAUAUGCGAAUACUUUGUAAUUUUUUACCACUAAAGUUUAAUGAAUUGGAAAAUUUUACUUCACCUACGAUUUAUACACCAAAAAUUCAAAAUAAACUUGCAAUUCAAGUCAAUAAUGACCGUAUAAAAAUUAUUAAAGAAACGAAACGUAUAUGGCUUAAUAUUGCUUUCUAUGCGUAUGAAGUUAAAUUACAAGAAUAUGAUCACCAAUAUCAAUCUAUAUGGUUUGAAUUAAAAUCACGAUUAUUCAAUGAUACAACUGUCAAUGGCAAUGUCAUUUUCAAUCAUUUCAACGAAUAUAUGACUUCUCAAACAAACAAAUUAAAAAGUGAUAUUCGGCAUAAUUUGACAUCUUAUCGACACAUAUUACUUGAAAAUCGUCAACGUUCAGUAUCCUCCAAGAAUACAAUUCGUGUUUCUCCUGAGCCAUAUCUUGAUUUACUGGAAAAUCCAUUCAAUGAACCUGAAUGGAAUUAUCUUUGUCUUGGUCCAUCUUUUAUACGUUUAAAUCAAAGUGCCAUUCGUACUGUAGAUCAACAAAAAAGUGAAAUUAAAAAUGAACAUAAAGAUAUUACAAAGAAAGUUGAAAGUCAUCUUAUUAAACAUUAUCAUAUCCCAUGGAAAUCACGUGCUUUAACAGACUAUUCGAAUGAAGUAUUCGAUCAUUUUAAUCAAUGUUAUUUUACUCCAUUAUCAUGCAAAGAACAAAUUGAAGUGCUCGAACAAGCACAAAAGACUACAUCAAUUCGACAAAAAAUUAAAAAAUAUGAUCUCAUUCUUCGUCUUACUGAUAAGAGUAAUAAUUUUUAUAUUGGUUCAGCUAGUGAAUUUGAAAAGAAAGCCGAAAAAUUUUUCCAAGAGACAAAUGCUUUUAUGGAAAUUUCAAUAAAUCCAUUCAAUCAAAUUCAAGAUCAAGUUAUUCAAUUACUCAAUAGAUUACGUUCAAAACGACUCAUUUUACAACGGCAAUAUAAUGAAAUGAUGCCUGAUCGAAAAAACUCUGAGCUAGCACAUUUAUAUUUUAAUCCAAAAACUCAUAAGGAUGAAAUACCAGUUAGACCAAUUGAAAGUACAAUUCAUUCAUCAACAAGAAAUAUAUCACAAUUUUUAGAUAAAAUAAUACGACCUAUAUUUGAUGAUAAAUGUGCUUCAACAACUAUUAUCGAUGGAACUUCUUUAAUUAAAGAACUUCUAAAAUAUAUUAAAAAAGGUCUCUUCAAAUCAACGACACUCUUUUGUACAUUUGAUAUUCGUAAUUUAUAUACAAUGUUACCACAAGAUGAAGCACUUGAUAUUGUAGUUGAAUUUCUUCGAUUUCAUGAUUAUACCAAAGUCAAAGGCAUUGAUCUUGAAACUAUUCGAGAAUUAGCUGCUAUUGUAUUAAAAGAAAAUGUUUUUGUCUAUGGUAAUAAAAUUUACCGACAAGUUCUUGGUGGUGCUAUGGGUUCAUCAUUUACAUUAACAUUAGCGAAUAUAUUCAUGUGGAAAUGGCAAAAAGAACUUGUUCGUCGACAAGAUAUGACAGGUGAAUUUUAUGGCCGAUACAUCGAUGAUAUUUUUAUGACCUGGAAUAAAUCCGAAAAAGCAUUACAAGAUUUGUUAGAUCAUGCUAAUACUUGGCAUUCAAAUAUUAAAUUAGAAUAUAAAAUUAGUAAAAGUCUUCCAUUUCUUGAUGUUGUUCUUACAAAUACUAAUGGUAUUCUAUCAACAUCUGUAUAUCAUAAACCAGCAGCUGAGCCUUACGUAGUGCCAUUCAAUUCUGAUCAUCCACGACACGUAUUCGUCAAUAUUAUACAAACAAGUCUCGCACGUGCUGCAAGAUAUUCAUCAACAUUUCAAACUUUUAAUACUGAACGACGCUACAUUCAAUUGUCUUUAUUAUACAAUGGGUGA